CAGACCAGGGCCUGCGCAGAACGCUGAGGAGGUAGCCGGCAUCUCAGCCAUGCUUGCAGCUUUGGGCUCCGUGGCAGCCGCUGUCUGGGGGCUGCUCUGUCUCCGCUCUCUCCUGCUGGGUGCAGUUGUAUUUCUCUUCUUUGCUGAUUUCCUCAAAAGUCGUCGCCCAAAGAACUACCCGCCUGCGCCCCGGCGCCUGCCCUUCGUGGGACACCUCUUCUAUCUGGGCUUUAAGGAAUUUCACCUGUCGCUUCAGCGGAUGGUGAAGAAAUACGGGAAUGUUCUUAGGCUGGAAUUUGGUGACUUGUCUUCAGUUGUUAUAACUGGAUUGCCCUUAAUCAAAGAAGCCCUUGUCCACCAGGGCCAAAACGUUGUGAACCGCCCUAGAACCCCUCUCAUGGAACGUCUCUUUAUGAACAAAGGAUUGAUCAUGUCCAAUGGCCAGGAAUGGAAGGAGCAAAGAAGGUUUGCCCUGAUGACACUGAGGAACUUCGGUUUAGGAAAGAAGAGCUUAGAGGAACGCAUUCAGGAAGAGGCCCGCUACCUCACCCAGGCAAUAGGAGAGGAGGACGGACAGCCUUUUGACCCUAACUUGAAAAUCAAGAAUGCAGCUUCCAAUAUUAUUUGCUCCAUCACAUUUGGGGAGCGUUUUGACUACCAGGAUGAGCAGUUCCAGGAGCUGCUGAGGCUGUUGGACGAGUUCAUGAGUCUGCAGACAUCAAUAUGCUGCCAGCUCUAUGAUUUUUUUCCACGGAUAAUGAACUUCCUUCCUGGACCCCACCAAAGGCUCUUUAGUAACUGGGAAAAACUGAAAAUGUUUGUUACCCAUGUGAUUGAAAACCACAAGAGAGACUGGAAUCCUGCUGUAGCAAGAGACUUCAUUGAUGCUUACCUCCAGGAAACAGAGAAGCAUUCCUGGAAGCAUUGGUUCUCCUCAGAGGAAGAGACUCCACCUGCUGUAAGGUGUGCAGAAAAAGUUCAGGCUGAGAUCGACAGGGUGCUUGGCCAAAGUCAGCAGCCGAGCACGGCAGCUCGGGAGUCCAUGCCCUACACCAACGCUGUCAUCCACGAGGUGCAGAGGAUGGGCAACAUCAUCCCCCUGAACGUGCCCAGGGAGGUGACAGUGGACACCACGCUGGCUGGAUACCACCUGCCCAAGGGAUCCAUGGUCAUGAUCAACCUGACUGGACUGCACAGGGACCCCGCAGAGUGGACUACUCCAGACAUGUUCAAUCCGGAGCACUUUCUGGAGAAUGGACAGUUUAAGAAAAGGGAAGCUUUUCUGCCUUUCUCAGCAGGAAAGCGGGUGUGCCUUGGAGAGCAGUUGGCCAGGUCCGAGUUGUUCAUUUUCUUUACUUCCCUUGUGCAAAAAUUCACCUUCAGGCCUCCAGACAAUGAGAAGCUGAGUCUGAAGUUCAACACCUGCAUGACGGUCUCCCCAGUCCCCUACCGCAUCUGUGCUGUUCCCCGGGCAUGAGGUUGUCCGGGAGGGCGGGGGAGGGAAAGCAAGAAGAAAUCCCAUGUCCCCUUGCCGCCAUGGCACUGUUGCCCGCUGAGAAAUGAAAAAACAGGGUGACCUGCCUCUGAGGAAGGUCCUAGGACUUGGACUCAGAGGAAACUGGAUCCAAACCCCAGGUUUCCCAUCCCCAGUGUAGCCCUGAGUGCAUCAGUUAUGUUGGGAGGGAUUUGCAUUUUUACCCAUAGGAUGAAAAGAGGGUAAUGAUUUUUCUCUAAAGGAAGAAUCACUAUAAAAAUCAGAGUAAAUAAUGGACUUUACUGAUCUGAUAACCAUAAGGCACAUCAUAAAAUUUGUAGCUGUGA
Molecule: messenger RNA, 1821 nt
Organism: Vicugna pacos (alpaca)
Lineage: Eukaryota; Metazoa; Chordata; Mammalia; Artiodactyla; Camelidae
Source: RefSeq, a predicted model, not a curated record